UGAACGUAACCGACGCAAGGCCGGGACGGAGUGGGUUCGUUCGUGACAUGGCAUCGUUGGACCGUGUGAAGGUAUUGGUGUUGGGGGAUUCAGGAGUUGGGAAAUCAUCUCUUGUCCAUUUGUUUUGCCACAACCAGGUAUUGGGCAAUCCAUCAUGGACUGUUGGAUGCUCUGUAGAUGUGAGGGUUCAUGACUAUAAGGAAGGCACACCAGCUGAGAAAACCUACUACAUUGAAUUGUGGGAUAUUGGUGGAUCUGUGGGCAAUGCCAGUAGCAUUAAAAGCACUAGAGCCGUAUUUUAUAACUCCGUGAAUGGUAUAAUAUUAGUGCACGACUGUACUAACAAAAAGUCAUCUCAGAAUCUGUAUCGGUGGUCAUUAGAGGCUUUGAAUAAGGAUUCCACUCCUACUGGAGUCAUAGUGGCAAAUGGGGACUAUGAUCGGGAGCAAUUCGCAGAUAAGCAGAUUCCAUUGUUGGUCAUUGGAACAAAGUUGGACCAAAUUCAUGAAACUAAGAGGAAUGAGGUGUUGACGAGGACUGCAUUCUUGGCAGAGGAUUUCAAUGCUGAGGAAAUUAAUCUGGAUUGUACCAAUCCACGAUAUUUAGCUGCAGGAUCUUCCAAUGCUGUGAAAUUGAGUCGGUUUUUUGAUAAAGUUAUAGAAAGGAGGUAUUUUUCACGUGAUGGUAAUCAGAUUCCUGGUUUUGCUGAUCGAAAACGUUUUGGAACAGCAGGUGCAUUGAAGGUUCUUCAUUAUGAUUGAGCAGAACUGCCAGUGGCUGACAGUAUGUGGAAGCAAAAGUUCAUCUCUCAACAUCUUUAUUGUUAAUUAUCUUGAGGAAAGGAAUUGUGCAUUGCUUUUGCUUUUUAUAAAAUAUUGAGUGAUCGGAGAGUAUUAAGAGGAUAUUGAAAUAUUUAAAUUUCUAAGGAGAUAAAUGAAUUCUUUUUAAUAUCAGGAUCAUUGGUUUCCUUUUCAACAAAUACAUAUUUCAGACUCCAGUUUGGAAUACCAAACACACGUGGAAGUGACUGUACAUUGUACUCCUCUUCCAAGAUUCUGUUCUAUUCAAUGGAGCUGAAUUUUGGAAACCAAUUACAGGACAAAAUUCUUGAUCUCCAAUCUGUAAAUUACAAUUCAUGUGGAUAAUGUAUACUCCUUAAGGUGGCAACUUUUUAGUAUCUAAAUGAAUGGUGCCAUGAAGUGAUAAAUAGUAUAGAACUUGGUUUCAAAUGAGGUAAAUACUAUCUAACUAUGUCAGCUAGUAGGCAUGUAAAUUUGAAGAUGCAUGUAAAUUUAAAAAUUUUAACAAAUGUACAAAUCCCUUUCAUAUGGAAAUAAAAAUAAAAACAUAGGAAGAUGGACUAUUUAUUUUUAAACAGUGAAAGAAAGGUGUUGGUGUUCAGAAGAACCAGGGUGCUCAUGUACAUGAAUGACUGAAAAUUUAAUAUGCAGGUUCAGUAAGCAAAUAAAAAGGAGAAUGGUGUGCUAGCCUUCAUUCAAAUAGAUUUUAGUAAAUGAGUUGAAAUGUCCUGUUUCAACUGCAUCUGGAAUGGUCUUUCUACCUAAGGAAAGGAUAUACCCGUAACUGAGGGAGUACAGUAGAGUAUUGCCAGAUUGGAUGGUAGGUUCAUUGUAUGAGGGGAAGUUAAGCAGACCUGGCCUGAACUCUUGAAUUUAGAAGAAACAAAAAGUGCGCUUUUUAUAUAUACGAAAUUCUUAUGGGCUCAACAUGGUUGAUGCAGGGAUGAUGUUUACCCCUGGCUGGGUUUAGACGAGGGGUCACGGUCUCAACAUUCAAGGUCAAGGGUGACAAUGAAACAAUUUCUUCACUCACUGCUGAAUUUUUGGAAUUUUCUGUCCAAGAGGCCUAUGGAGGCUCAAUAGCUGAGUAUAUUCUUGACUGAGAUUGAAUAAUUUUAGAUAUUAAAGUAAUUAUUGGGUUAUUCCUGGAAAGUGGUUGUGUGGUAAAAGAUCAGCCAAAAUCUUUUAGAAUGGAGGAGCAGGCAUGAGUGGGACUGAUGGCUACUCUUACUUCUGCUUUUCUUAUGUAACUGCCCUUGCAUUUAACUUAAAACAGUUUUCAUGUGUUUCUGCCAAAGCCUGUUGCCGUAUUUAUCCAGAAUUACCUCAAGUCAUUCGGUCAUUAUUGCCAAGGGACCAGUAACACUCAAUAAGUGUUCAUCAGGUGUUGUCAGCUGAGAAAAGGGAGAAACAUCUCUUAUGAGUACCAGAGAUAUUUUUGAUCACUAGUAAGCAACCAAAGCUUAUAGACCACUGAAUGCAAACUAUUUGAUGAAUAUUCUAUUUAUACAUGUACACAUGUAUUGUUUUAACUUAUGCCUUGGGCAAUGAACAAACAUUCAAUCAACUAACUGUCUCCUUGGGUAGACUUGAAUUACUUUAGUAUUACUCUGGUAUUACUUGAAUUACUCUACUAUUAAGAUACUAGAGCAAAGUAUUAUCUGAAGUAUUUGCUUUACUUAAUAAGCAAAGAUGCUGUUAAAUCAUGCCCACUAAGUGCCAGUGUUCAGUAGAUUUACAUCUAUUGCAUUUUGUAUGAAGUAAAAAAGUCAAAGCUGUGAAUCUCAGGAAUUUCUUUUACUCUUGAAUUUCUACUACUUUCAACUGUUUUACCAAACUGCCAGAUUUUCAGUCUUGCAAGUAGGUAAUAUGUUUGGACAAUGGGACCACAAUAAUUAACACUGAAACUGCAAAUCGAGUUGAUUCUUUAGCAGGGCAAUACUUGUUCUUGUAAUAUUAUUUUAUUUUGCUUUUCUUUUCAAGAUCACUUUAACUUUACAUUGGUAGACACUACUCGUGUAACUUUCUUUCAGUAGGCUUCUAUUGUAACAUGUAAAAGUUUGUUAUUAAUGUGCUUGUACUUUGAAUGAAUAGAUGAAGAAAUCACUCAAUACAUUUGUAACUGUGGUAUAUGAUUCAAAUUUGUUUUAUAAAAAUUAGUAGCAGAAAGUUCAAAUUUUAAAAUUUGCCACACUUGUGUAAGAGAUGAUUUCAAAAAUUUGCUAAAUA
Messenger RNA from Pristis pectinata (smalltooth sawfish), 3029 nucleotides. RefSeq names its product RAB, member of RAS oncogene family-like 3 (gene rabl3). Gene Ontology annotation, cellular component: endomembrane system. The record is from RefSeq and is a predicted model, not a curated record. Gene Ontology annotation, biological process: intracellular protein transport. The transcript is spliced from 8 exons. NCBI's taxonomy places the organism in Eukaryota, Metazoa, Chordata, Chondrichthyes, Rhinopristiformes, Pristidae. Gene Ontology annotation, molecular function: GTPase activity. The coding region runs from base 48 to 761 and encodes 237 amino acids.